Molecule: messenger RNA, 2200 nt
Organism: Calliphora vicina (urban bluebottle blowfly)
Lineage: Eukaryota; Metazoa; Arthropoda; Insecta; Diptera; Calliphoridae
Product: inositol polyphosphate 5-phosphatase K
Exons: 1
Coding region: 285-1787 (500 amino acids)
Biological process (GO): phosphatidylinositol dephosphorylation
Cellular component (GO): plasma membrane; ruffle; cytoplasm
Molecular function (GO): phosphatidylinositol-4,5-bisphosphate 5-phosphatase activity
Source: RefSeq, a predicted model, not a curated record
GUCAAUUUACUCACUGUUAUUUACAUUUUAUUCCUCAAUGAGCGAACACAUAACAAAAAAAAACAAGUGAAUUAAAGUUACUACAAAAUAAAUGAAUAAAUAAAAAAUAAACAACAAUUAAUAAAGCAAGAAAUUGCGAAAGUUAACGUGUGUCUAUAAAAAAAACACAUUCAGCUAACAUAUUGUUAAAGAAAAAAUCAACGAAGAAGACAAAGCAAAUAAAGUAAUCAGGAAUACGAUAAAGUUGAUAGAUAAUUAGUUUUAUUUAUUAAUUGUUUUAUAAUAUGAGUUCAAACACCAAAGAUACGCCCUCAGCAGCUGAGGAGGGAAAUGAUAAAGCAACUAUAAUCAAGUCUUCAUUGGCGACACAAUUGGCUACCUAUCGUGUGUAUGUGGUUACCUGGAAUGUGGGCAGUAGAUUUCCAGACAAUAUUUCAUUACGCAAUUUGUUGGGUCUAAAUUCUGUUGUGGAGGAUCACCACUUACCCGAUAUUUAUGCUCUGGGCUUGCAAGAAGUCAAUGCUCAGCCGCAACAACAGGUAUUGGGUCUAUUUAAAGAAGACCCUUGGACGGCCAAAGCAAAACACAUGCUAAAGGAUUUUGAUAAUGUUGCAGUAAAAACAGAACAAAUGCAAGGCUUGUUAUUAACCAUGUUUGUACGACGAGUUCAUGUGGCUCAUUUGCGUGAUAUUGAAGCUGAGUUUACCCGUACUGGUUUUGGCGGCAUUUGGGGCAACAAGGGUGCUGUUAGUAUACGUUUCAACAUGUAUGGCUGCGGCAUAACCUUUAUUGUGGCACAUUUGGCAGCUCACGAUCAUCACUUAGAUGAGCGCAUUGAGGAUUUCAAGCAAAUUAUGGAUAACCACCAUUACCAUGUACCCCGAUUUAGAGAAAUUCUUGAUCACGAUUAUGUUUUUUGGUUCGGUGAUUUAAAUUUCCGUUUAAUGGGCGAUGACAAGGCUCAGGAAGUGUGUGAUAAGGUGGUUAAAGAAGAGGCUUUAGAAGAGCUCAUGCAGCGCGAUCAAUUAAAUCAUGUACGAGAAGUGACUCAAGAAGCUUUUCCUUUAAUGCACGAACGUAAACCAGCCUUUCCCCCUACCUUUAAGUUCAAAGAAGGUACUUCUGAAUAUGAUUUAAAGAGAAGGCCUGCUUGGACAGAUCGUAUUUUAUAUGCCGUACAACCCAUCAAUCGUCAACCAAAUAUGCCUUUGGAAAUUGAGCAGUGCGAAUAUAAAUCACAUCCAGGUUACAAUAUUAGCGAUCAUAAACCAGUAACAAGUGAAUUUACCAUAAAACUCUAUCCCAAUUAUCGAGCUCCCUGUGUCGAGUUCAAGGAUAUCAUUGUAUGGAAGAUUGGAGAAGAAAAUACGGUGGAAUAUAAAAAACCAUUGGACUUUGAGGAACGUGACCACGACUGGAUUGGUAUCUAUCGUGUAGAUUAUACCAGUCUCAAGGAGUUUGUAGCCUAUGAGUAUGUUAAUCAGGCCGACUCACCACCCUCUUCACCUGAUGCCGUAGCAGAUCCCUUUUGGGAUGAUGGUCCCUCACGUCGUCAUGGACACUCUCAUCGCCAUAAACGAGAACGUUUAAGUAGACAGCAGCAAGCCAACGAGGAAAUAGUACGCCUUGAUUUUGCCGACGAUGUAGAACUGAAAGAUGGCGAAGAAUACCUUUUAAUAUAUUUCCAAAAUACCGGUCUACGUGGUGUUACAUCAGUGGCUGGCAUCAGUAAUGUUUUCAAGGCCGUAAAAAGAACGUCUUCUCCAAAUUUUGGCAAUGUUGAUUAACAUCGUUAUACAUAUUCUAUUGUAGGGAUCAUUGGGAUGUAGCACGAGAAGCAUUUAAAAGAGGCCUUUUUUAUCUUAUUUUAAUUUUUUUUGUUUUUAGUUUAAUUUUUUAUGUUGUUAAUAGUUUAUAUGUAUAUUUUUUUUUACUUGAAACAAUGACAAAUUUAAGGUAAAAUGUUGUAAAUGUUUACAAAAAAUAAAUUUUGUAACAUCUUUUUGUUAAUGAAAAGAACAAACACAGUUCGUUUUUCAAAUUGUAUAAUGCUUUUGUUAAGUUUAAUUAUUAUAGCUGUGUCACAAAUAGUUUAUAACAAUACUUAUGUGUUUGUGUUGUAUGUAUGUAUAUUGUCAAGUAAAAUGCAUUAGAUCGUAACUAAUAAAUAAUACAAUUUGAGAACUAGUGUUACUAGAAA